Molecule: messenger RNA, 4154 nt
Organism: Momordica charantia (bitter melon)
Lineage: Eukaryota; Viridiplantae; Streptophyta; Magnoliopsida; Cucurbitales; Cucurbitaceae
Product: elongation factor Ts family protein
Biological process (GO): mitochondrial translational elongation
Molecular function (GO): protein binding; translation elongation factor activity
Source: RefSeq, a predicted model, not a curated record
GUUGGGGAGUCGACUUCUUUGAUAUUUUAACGAGCAUAUAGUUUAUCACCUCCAACAUUUUGGAGGUUAAGAUUCUAAUUAAGGUGUACACUAAACUUGUUCAAGUUCUGCAGUGUCAGAUUAGGUAUCUAAAAUGUCUGAGUAGACUUCUUCUGGUCAAUUAUAAGGAUGGUUUGGAGAGCUUUAAUUGGCCAAUUCUAUAAUUUUUGACGUUGAGUUUUAGCUGGCACGGGAUUCUAUCAUUAAAUGAGUUCUUGGUUUAGGCUACUUUAAUGAGUACCGUUUAGCUUAGAUGUUGAUUAUCUUUAUAUGUUAAUAUGGUUCUGUUAAGUUUGAUGUGGGUUACCUGAAAGAGUUGAAUAAGAUUGAAUUUGUUGGAUGGAAGUUGAAUUUCUAAGGGGGAAGCAAGGCAUGAAGAACUAACGACUAGAAAGAGGCCCUUCUCCCUACAAACAGAACUUUUUCUGCUGCAUACACAUUAACUUUCUUGACUAAAUAUGAUGUCGGUGAUAAGUCCAUCUUCUAUCAACAAUGUUUCGCUUGUUCCCAUAACCUUGCAUACAGGGAAGAGCAAUAAUUCAACAAGAUUCAGCCUUUUUAGAAAAUCCACCAAACAUACACUUCAUUACCAAAGAUUUGUUUUACCCCUAUCAACUUCGGUUAGACUGUUUCGAAAUUGUAGUAAAAAUUAUUUUUGUAAUCAUGGCCGUAGGAUCCCUAUAUUAUCUGCCUCAGGAACUGAUGUGGUAGUGGAGGAGUCAGAUUCACCAGUUUCUGGUGAAGCUUCAAGUCGAAGCCCAGAGCUUCCGUCCAGCACAGUUUCGACAGAUGAAAAAGACCCUGUUAAAUCAGAUGCUGGUACUGCAGCUUCGACACAGUCAAAGCGUUCAAGACCUGUGAGGAAGAGCGAGAUGCCAGCUGUAAACAAGGAGGAACUCAUUCCUGGUGCAACUUUUACUGGGAAAGUGAGAUCAAUUCAACCAUUUGGUGCCUUCGUUGAUUUUGGAGCAUUCACUGAUGGCUUAGUACAUGUAUCAAGGUUAAGUGAUAGUUUUGUUAAAGAUGUCACAAGUGUUGUUUCUGUUGGGCAAGAGGUGAAAGUAAGAUUAAUCGAAGCAAACGCUGAGACUGGACGAAUCUCUCUCUCAAUGCGUGAAAGUGAUGAAAGGAAAGAAUCUCCUUCCAGCAACGAUAAACCUGGGCCUGGUAGAAAGAACUCUCCAAAACCGAGAAGACAAAAGAGGGAUGAGGUGAAGAAAAGCUCAAAGUUUGUCAAGGGGCAAGAUUUACAGGGCACAGUGAAAAAUAUUACCAGGUCCGGUGCCUUUAUAUCACUUCCUGAGGGAGAGGAAGGGUUCCUCCCCAAUUCAGAGGAAUCUUUUGAAGGAUUUGGGAAUCUUAUGGGAGGCUCUACGUUAGAAAUUGGCCAAGAGGUUGAUGUUAGGGUGUUGCGGAUUGCAAGAGGACAGGUAACUUUGACCAUGAAAAAAGACGAAGACAAAGAAACUUCAGAUUCUCAGCAUCAAGGGAAAGUCUAUGCUGCAACAAACCCCUUCUUGCUAGCAUUUCGUAAGAACAAAGAUAUUGCUGCAUUUUUAGAUGAAAGGGAAAAAGUAGAUGAUGCUGCUAAAAAAACUGUGGUACAGAAGGUUACGGAAAUUGUAGAAGGAAUAGUUGAUGCAGAUCAGACCAUAGCUGAUGAUUCCACCAAAGUGAUAGAUGAGGAAAUAAGUGACGACAAGGAGAAGGAAAGUCUGCCUUCUGUAGUUGAUGAAGCAGUUAGUGAUGAUGAACCUGCAGGUUCAGCUGAUUCAUCUGCUAUGGAUCAAGAUGACUCAGAAAGCAUAUCAUCUAGUUCAGAAAUUAUUGUGGAUGGUGUAGUUGAUACGGACAAGAAAGAAGCAGAGGGCAGUUCUGAGGUUUCUGAAGACAACCAAUUAGCAUCAGACCAGGCAGUUGAUCCAACUAAAGUGUUAGAUGACUCGUCUUCUGAUGUUUCGGUGCCUCAAGAUGAAGGAGAAAGCAUAAUAUCUGGAUCAGACAAUAUUUUGGAUGGUGCAACUGAUACCAUUGAGAAAGAAGCAGGGGAAAGUUCUGAAGUAAAGGCUUCAGAAGACAACCAAUCAGAAAAAGUCCAGGUGGUUGGGCCUGCUCAACCCAUAGAUGGACCUGAGACUGAUGGGAAAGUACUCGCCUCUGAUGAAGAAGCUAGCAAAUUAGUGUCUUCAGAAAGUCCAGUUAGUGAAGAGCUGGUGACUAGUGAAGACAGUGUUGUUGAAGAGAGAGAAAGCGAUGAAAGACAAACAGAUUUGGAAAAUGAAAUUGUUUCUGCUUCUCCAUCUGAAAAAGAAGAGGACAAACCAGAAUCUGAUUCCAACGGUAGUAUUGGGAUCUUAGGUCAAACUACUGAAGAAGUCGCUGAGAGUCAAGUUGAUAUUGAGGCACCUGCUGAAAACCCUGAAGUUCUCUCCUCAACACCAGUUGUAGAAGAAAAGAUAGAAACCGCUCAUGAGAACAGUGCUAAUUCUCCGGAAGAAGUUGCACCUAAAGCUGUGAUAGCACCAGCUUUGGUAAAGCAGCUUCGUGACGAAACAGGAGCAGGAAUGAUGGAUUGUAAAAAAGCUCUGGCUGAGAGCGGAGGUGACAUAGCUAAAGCUCAGGAGUUCCUCAGGAAGAAAGGUUUAGCAAGCGCAGAAAAAAAAGCUAGUAGAGCCACAGCUGAAGGAAGAGUAGGUUCCUAUAUUCAUGAUGGUAGGAUCGGAGUCCUAAUAGAAAUGAACUGUGAAACAGAUUUCGUCUCAAGAGGAGACAUCUUCAAGGAGUUGGUUGACGAUUUAGCAAUGCAAGUCGCCGCGUGCCCUCAAGUACAAUACGUGGUGACUGAAGAUGUCCCAGAAGAGAUCGUGAACAAAGAAAGAGAGGUUGAGAUGCAGAAGGAAGAUCUUCUCUCAAAACCCGAACAGAUCAGAUCAAGAAUCGUUGAUGGGCGGAUAGGGAAAAGACUUGAGGAGUUGGCAUUGCUUGAACAACCAUAUAUUAAGAAUGAUAAGGUGGUGUUAAAGGACUGGGUUAAACAAACUAUUGCUACCAUUGGAGAAAACAUUAAGGUUAAGAGAUUUGUGAGAUACAAUCUUGGAGAAGGCUUGGAGAAGAAAAGCCAAGAUUUUGCUGCUGAGGUGGCAGCACAGACAGCAGCUAAACCUGCUGCUGCAACUGCAACAGUAAAAGAGCAGCCCAGUGCAGAGGAAGCUAAGGAAACUGUUCCCAAGGCUGCAGCUGUUGCUGUUCCUGCUGCGCUUGUUAAAAAACUCCGAGAAGAGACUGGAGCAGGGAUGAUGGACUGUAAGAAAGCCCUCUCUGAAACUGGUGGGGAUCUAGAGAAGGCACAAGAGUACCUAAGAAAGAAAGGCCUUUCGAGCGCGGACAAGAAAUCUAGCCGCCUAGCCGCCGAAGGCAGAAUCGGAUCCUACAUUCACGACUCCCGUAUCGGUGUUCUAAUUGAAGUGAACUGUGAAACUGACUUCGUGGGUAGGAAUGAAAGAUUCAAAGAGUUAGUCGAUGACCUCGCAAUGCAGGUCGUGGCAUGCCCAGGGGUGCAGUAUGUAUCAAUAGAGGACAUUCCAGAAAGCAUUGUCAAAAGAGAGAGAGAGAUCGAGUUGCAGAGGGAGGACCUUCAGACAAAACCAGAGAAUAUCAGGGAGAAAAUCGUUGACGGGCGGAUUUCCAAGAGGCUCGGAGAACUUGUGCUUUUAGAACAACCUUUCAUCAAGGAUGAUAGUAUUUUGGUCAAGGAUUUGGUAAAGCAAACUGUUGCUUCUCUUGGUGAGAACAUAAAGGUUCGUAGAUUCGUUCGUUUCACCAUUGGCGAGGCUGUCGAAGAUGCAAACGUGAAAACUGAAGCAUGAAUGAAGAAAACCGAAUACCGGGCAUUGAGAUUGAAGCUAGAAAUGGAGCCAUGGGUGACAGUACAGAAGAAUAUGAAGCCAUAGCCAAGGUAUUAACUGCUUUUAUGAAAAGAAACUUCGAAUAUUCAUUUUCCUCUCUUUUUUGGUAGCGAAGAGUUGAGUUUACUGAAAAGCUGCUUUGUAGCAUUUUAUUCUGAGAGAUGGUAAAAGCUUUAUUCAUAUUAUUCUCUGCAUUUUCACCGAUUGUUA